Aplysia californica (California sea hare) is the source of this 5247-nucleotide messenger RNA. Its product is annotated as putative G-protein coupled receptor F59B2.13. Gene Ontology annotation, cellular component: plasma membrane. NCBI's taxonomy places the organism in Eukaryota, Metazoa, Mollusca, Gastropoda, Aplysiida, Aplysiidae. Gene Ontology annotation, molecular function: G protein-coupled receptor activity. Gene Ontology annotation, biological process: G protein-coupled receptor signaling pathway. The record is from RefSeq and is a predicted model, not a curated record.
GUGAGUGAGUGGGUGAGUCUCGCUCAGCGCGCGCGGGUAAGCAGCAGCAUCAGCAACAGUUGUAAAUGUCCGUUACCUCCUAUCUAUCUGGGGGUACAAGCGCGGUACUGUUUUAAACGUAAAGGUGAUUGCCGUACCCCAGUGUCAUAUUGACGGGUCGAGUCCUCAGUCUGUGUUUGGGGACUACAACAAUUGGGUCGGCUGUCAGUUUUUGGAGGACUACGACGGUAACUGGGCCUUGUUAUCGGGCCUGCUUUAUAGAAAGUUGGUGAACCAGUGACAGUACGGUACAGCGUCCCUGUGUUGUAUCUACACCCAGACAACCUAACGGACGUGUUUCCAUUUAGACAAUUAGAUACCUAUAUAUGUCACAAUUUGCUUAAUGUCUGCGCGUACUUUUGUUAUUACGUAAUAGAAUUCUGACAGAGGAAGUCAACGUUUUUCCGUUUGGUCGGAGUCAUUUGGUGGGCUUUGUUUGUGCUAUUAGCACAGAUUUCCCUCAGAAGAUUUUCAUUGUGGUCGUUUUAGAGGGGAGGAGGUGAAAGGGAAAACACUGACAAGUGGAGGAACAACUGCGUUCAAUUGUGCCUCGUCAGUAUCGGAUUGUACAGGCUUUGAAAGCAGUAUUGGAGAAGGUGUCCACGGUUCAUGAACUUCGCCAUGGCGGGACUGGAAGCCUUGCAUUACAACUCCUCGAUUCUAGACUGGGAGGCAAUGGGCUAUGACGUAGUCCGCAUGAACUUUCCGGAAUGCAAAUUCGGAUUGCAGGUUCUGUGGGAUAAUGGAACCCCUAUCAUUCUGCACGCAGAAGAAGAUGUGCAGGAGAGCUACUCCAUGUGCCAAUCUCGGCUAACGUUACGACUUGUCAUCCCCUGGCUUAUCCUCGCUAUCGGCGUUCCUGCCAAUCUAGUGGCACUCUUCACGAUGCUGAGGAUGAAAAAGUCCACCGGAACUUGCUACGUCGCGCUCCUAGCGGCGGCAGAUAUGACCAAUAUCUUGGUCGUCUGUCCUCUACAAAUUUUUGGAUUUGGCCAAACGGAUGCGCUGUGCAAGAAAAACUUCUACUUCACCUUCAGGCGUGCGUGGCUUGCAGCUCUUAUCCUCGGAAUCGUUCUGCUCAUCCCAAACGCCGUCUAUUUGGCCACCGUCGGCGUGAGCCCAGAAACAAACAACGAGUGUGGGAUACUACCGGAGCACCUCGACGCCGUCCGGAAAUAUCUGAUCCCGACAACAAGCUACCUAUACGUGCCCAUACCCGCAGGGUUUCUCUUCCUCUUUAUCAUACUGAUCGCCGUAGAGCUCAGAAAACUACAGCGCUCCAGAGAGGAGAUCAUGGGAGCAAAGUCCUACAACUCGUCAAGCGGAAACGGAAAUAUUGUGUUGCAGCGUCAGCUAGCGGACCAAGCCAGGACUGAGCAUGCACUGACCAUUAUGCUACUCAUUGCAGCCUUUACCUUUGUCCUGCUCACACUUCCUCUGUUUCUUGUCACAGUCAAGGCCAUGCCCAGUUAUUUUAAAGUGGGCAAGAACCCUUUAUCUUCAGCUCGCUUUUUUAUGUUCCAUACCGUCGCAAAAGGGUUGGAGGUCUUCUCUCACGCCAUCAAUUUCUUCAUCUACUUCUUAAGCGCCAGGAAGUUUCGAUCAGAACUGUUGAAGAACUGGUGCUGUUUUAGAGCUAUUUGCCAACGGCUUCGAUGUUGUCCACCAGGUAUAAGCAACCACAGCGAGCAGGGUACUGAGCAGGACACAAUGAUGCAACUCGUCUGAAGAAAUCAGCGAGAGUCGAAGAAUUUUCCCCGUUGUAUGUUCAUUCUGCAUUCUUUAGCAGGGGUCACCAAAUCUUUUUUCUCCAAGUGGGCCUGAUAGUAAUUGAGAAAAUGCAGCGCUCAGGCUAGGUAGUUUAAUAUGUUGGAUGAAAUAUUUGGCACAUUGAACUCGAGCAAGAGUGUGAUACAUUAGCAAGAAGUUAAGAAAUAUAUUUAAGUACGUUUUGCUCUACAGAGUUUAUUGAAAUGAUUGAUUAUUUCGGUGACCAAGUCUUGAACAUACUUCAAACACAUCUCUCAAGUUGUUGGGUUUGUUUUGUUUUUGCUUCUCCAAUGUUGGCUUGCUGCCGACGAGCUGAUUCUGCGGAGCGGGAUACUUCCGGUCGGUUGUGUUUUGGUUACCCUUGUUCUAAGCGGGCGUCGAAUUCUUCAGAUCUGCCUGUUCAACCGCCUCGGGGUGACACCGCACUGUGUUGAUCCGACCGUUCAGCUACGUAUGGGGCAAACAAGGUGUUGUUAUUUGUUCAUCUAUUUUCGAGGCUCGGCUUAUGACUCUCAACUUUUUUAGAAAGGGUGGAUCUCCAUCCAGAAUACUAGAUCUCGAUGACAUCUGCCAUGUGAAAGUUGAGUGUUUAUAAAUCAAGGAGAGUGCAUUAUUUUCACAACUUUCUUGUCUUAACACUGUGUCGUACUGCAUCGAAAUUACUUGUCUGAGGAACGAGUGUCUCACAAUGAGUCCUCAUAAUGAGACCCAAAGAAGUGAUAGAUCAGAAUUCCUGUCUCUCUAAGACAAAAACUUAUGUCAUGUUACUGUCCAUCGUUAGCAUCAAAAGCUUGCCCGCUAGCUAGAGUGAACACUCAUCACAGUGUUGUUUUACAGUCAUUACGGAGAACAAAUAUUUUUCUUUUUGAUAUAGCUGUUCUUACAGCCAAUGUGUUCUUACAAUACAUUGUCAUUUUGAAUUAUUUAGGUGGGAUUGGACACUGCCUGCCAGGGCCAACCCAGCUGAGAGGAACACAAUGUUCCUGCAAAAUAGCCAAGAUAUUGAUUCUCCCCAACGAGAAUCGAACUGGGGUCCUCUGCAAGCAACGGUAAAGCGCAUAACUUAUGAAGAACAGACGCCAGUAAGGUGAGCAGAAGAGCAUUAUUUAUAGCAAACGUUUUGUGCACUGAAUCUAGCCAGGUAAAAAGGUCAUCUCGACUUUGCGUGUCUUGCGUUGUUUUGUACAAGGUUAGAGAAAAGAUAAUGUGCCGGUUGAUGCAUCGGUAUUUCACGUUUCCAGCAUAUGGGGGUUGAUCUAGUCAACGGAGUCUGCCCAGAUUUUACUCAUCUUUAUUUUUCGCUGUUUACUUUUCUCCCGAAAUACUUUAUCGCCAUCCUUAUGAGCCUGACAUUUUUCUAGAACUGACAAGUUCUGGCUUCAUAAGUUUAGAUCUGUAUUAUACUGUUAUGCAUUUUCGGUGAAGAGAUCAAUAAUUAUCAAAACGAUUUUCUUACAUGGAUCUUAACGGACUUUCCCGAGAGCCCUGACUUUGCAGAAAAGAGUCGUUGCCUCUCUGUAAAUAGUGGAUGUGUGUUUUACGCCCUCAUCAAUACAAUUUCGAUUAUUUCGGAGACGAGCUGUUUCGAAUCUGGCUGAGACUGAGAGGAAAACUAAGCCUCAGUUGUCUGAGGGAGAUACGCAUAAAAAUCUCCGCAUACAACAUUUGAACUCACGUCUUCGACAUAUUAAUAUUAUGACGGCGAAGUGCCGAGCCACUACACCACAGACAUCGGUGCCUGUUCCUCAGAGCUUGAUUGUUGUUGUGUUAACGGCUGAUUUCAACACAGCAGGAUUUCCAACGAGCGAGUUGUUGCGUUUUGACUGUGUUGGGACGCAGCCAGUGUCACUAAGCCGAGGAAGUUUGUAGAAAGCACUGUUCGGUCACAGCAGACGAGACUGUUUGGAGCUGUAAUAGUCUACUUAUCGAGUUCUGAGAUAAUGGCGCAUGUGACUAAUAAGAUUAAGCUUAGCUCACUGAAAAACGUUCCAACUGCUGUGAAGCCACCAACAGCACCUGGCACAAAAUGUUUCGCUAAAACAAGCAUCACUGAUUACUCAUCGACCUCAGUUAAACGAACUUCAAGCUGAGGAAAAGACAUAAUAAUAUUGUUUGUUUGAUCUAUCGAGUUUCUGUCUGUGCUGACGUGUUGUGCUCAACCUUUAACAUUUUCUCAGCCUGGCCGUGCGCUGUACAGUUAGUCACUUCUUGGUUUUUCGUACAAAAUCGUGCGAGAAUCCCAUAAUCGCGCAAAGCUUCAAAUGCAUCCCAGCCUUACACUUUUCGAGACGCGGAGUUGCCAAUGCAAUGGUACUAUACUCAUUGACUCACCAGAUUUCAAAGGCUGCCAUUUAGUGUCAAAUGUCAUGCGCACUAACACUGUUUCCCAUGAGUAUCCACUGCAUGUGCCAUUCCGUUAUGCCUAUAAAUAUUUUGGGCGCUUAUAGUGUUGUCCAGCGAUUAUUACAUAAUAUUAUAAUACAGUAAAUAUGUAUUUGAUACUAUGGUUUCAGACGCUAGAAAGACAAGUUUGAAAUUAUAGUAUGGUAUGGUACGGUACGGAUUCUUAAUGCCCUUGAACAUUGAUGAUUAUAUGAUUAUGGUACACGCCCCCCUUUUUAACUAUUUUAUAUCGAUGUUGGCCAUGACAUUUCGGUACUUCAGAAUUAAAAAGUUCUGACUGUUCAGUAAAUUCUGAUAAAUAUGAUGUCAUUUUUUAAACUUUUUUUUACAACAUGUUAAGGUUUUUUUCAUACAAUUCUUUGAAUAUCGUGAUGACGACUCCGAACAUUCUUACGAUUUUGAGAUAGAGCAUUAAUUGCUUUCUGAUCUCAAAAUGGCCAAACAUUUCAGAAAGAACUUUGUAUUCUGAGGUUUCGAUUUUAAGAAAGUUUUUGUUGUUGUUGUUUUUGGUUGUUGUUUUUUUUUUUUCAGAGUAAUGCACGAUCUUUUAUUAAUUAAAAUUUGUUUUGAUUCUGUUGGUGAUACGAAGACUUAAUCACUUAAUCACAAAGCAUAAUAAAGUUAUACUAAGAUUCCCGAAAGUAUGAAUUCACACACAGUUGCUGUACAUAACAAUUCAUCUGCAAUGAUAGCUUAGAAACAUUGUAUCCGCAUCCAUAUUUAAAUCCACACACACACUCCAAAAAAAAAAAAAAAUCACUUAAUUAAUUUUUUUGCUCCGGCUUUGUGAUCUAUCAUUAAAUUAGUGCUGUGUUCUUUGGAUUCAAAAUUUUGGAAGUCUGUAAAAUCAUAUUUGUUGCUUUGUUGAUGAAAAGCUAAAUCUCGUAUUGAUGAUAUCACUAUUCUGUGCCAUUUCAUUCAAGUUUGUUGCUUCACUUUACGAUAACGUUAGUUCUGAAGUCAUGGCACCUCUGUUGCUAUACUGCGUUCAAUAAAUUCCUUGACAAUCAGACUGUGGUUGGUGGGCGGUCCGUA